AUGUUUCCUCGUGGUGCACUUCAGGGCGGAACUUUCCCUACUCUUCGAAUUCUGCCAAUCUGUUCGCGGGCAUACCUGUCUCAAAGCAAUGUUUUCUAUAAUCAGUUGACAAGAGGUGAUUUAGCUGCUUCUCCAGAAAACAUCGCCAAAGACUCUCAUUUACAAUCAAGACCUCUAGAUGUUUCGCACUAUGCACCCGUGAAACCUGCGAAGAAAAAAGUGUCAGAGUCAAAAUACGAAUCCACGACAUACGAGUUACCUAAAUGGAAGGAAGCACUGGGUGAGCUUGUAAUUCGCACUUUCAACUUAGAUAUGGACAAGGUUAGGGCAGGAUCAGUUGCUGGCUCCUACUACUACAACAUGUGUAAGGAGCAGGCUUUACAAUAUGAAAAUAAAGAACUCUCCGAUACUGCAAAGUUUUUUUACGAGGAUCUGAAACUUCCCCGCACAUUUUCCCAGUGGUUCCAAGUGACUAUCUUACAUGAGUGGAUGUUGUUUGUUCGUAUGCGUGCUAUGCCUUUCAAAUAUGGCAGGAACUAUCAACAGAAGUUGGUCGAUAGAACUUUUUCAGACAUUGAAAUGCGGUUGUUCGAAGAGAUGAACGUUAACUCUGGGAGAAUCGCUGACCAGUAUCUAAAAGAUUUCAACAGCCAACUUCGCGGUGCAAUUUUCGCCUAUGACGAAGGUUUUUACACGGACGAUGCUACAUUGGCGACCGCUGUAUGGAGAAAUUUGUUUGGUGGUAGAAAGAACAUAGAUUUUGUGCAUCUGGAAGCUGUUGUGAGAUAUAUUCGCUCGCAGCUUUAUGUAUUGAGUAUGCUUUCCGACAGGGAAUUUGCGUUGGGCAAUUUUAAAUUCGUUCCAGCUAAUGAAUCUGUUAGUGUACUAACCAAAGAACAGGAGAAAGAGCUUAAGAAAAAAGUCAUUGAAAAAUACGAAGCUAUGGAUAAGAAUAAAGAUUUAUUACCGAGCGACAGGAGUAAGCUUUCAUACACCAACUAG
Molecule: messenger RNA, 1002 nt
Organism: Zygotorulaspora mrakii
Lineage: Eukaryota; Fungi; Ascomycota; Saccharomycetes; Saccharomycetales; Saccharomycetaceae
Gene: CBP3
Product: Cbp3p
Exons: 1
Coding region: 1-1002 (333 amino acids)
Biological process (GO): mitochondrial respiratory chain complex III assembly
Cellular component (GO): mitochondrion
Source: RefSeq, a predicted model, not a curated record